AUGAAAAUACUAUUUGAUUUAUUUCCAAGUCCAAACGAUUUAAAAACGCCGAAAUUAUAUCCCGAAAAAGUGUCACUCUGCCCAGUUUGCAACAAGAAGGCGUACCCAAUGGAAGCGAUUUCUAUUGAAGGUGUCACCAUGCACAAAACCUGUUUCAAAUGCAGUGUAUGUAAAAAGGUGUUAAGUGGUUCCAAUUUUGCCAAGAACCAUGGCGUCUUCUACUGCAAAGUUCAUUUUGCUCAGAUGUUUAAAGAGAAAGGAAAUUAUGAUGAAGGAUUUGGGUGCAAGAAGGCAUCAGCAAAUUGGGAAGAACACCACGGUGAAGAACCAAAGAAGGUGGAGAAAAAGGAAGAGCUAAAAGUUGAACCAAAGAAGGAAGAACCAAAGGUCGAAAAGAAAGAAGAGCAAAAGGUUGAACCAAAAGUCGAAGUCAAGGAGAAGAUAGUUGAAAAAGUCGUCGAGAAAGUCGUAGAGAAAAUUGUUGAGAAGGAAGUCCCCGCACAACUCUCAAAAGAGACAUUCGACCAAGUCAAUGCCAUUUUGAAACAAGUCGAAAAGAUUGAGGGUCAAGUCGGUACAUUAGAAAAAACAGGGAUAACCGCCCCACAAACUUCUGGCUCAUUAAACAACGAGUUCAAUGGUGUUUUUGACAGACUCAAUGCUGCACUUGAUAAGCUUGAGAAGAAGUGA
Molecule: messenger RNA, 690 nt
Organism: Entamoeba invadens IP1
Lineage: Eukaryota; Evosea; Mastigamoebida; Endamoebidae
Exons: 2
Coding region: 1-690 (229 amino acids)
Biological process (GO): actin filament bundle assembly
Cellular component (GO): actin cytoskeleton; plasma membrane
Molecular function (GO): actin filament binding
Source: RefSeq, a predicted model, not a curated record